CCUUCUUACGCGUAUAUAUAUAUAUAUAUAAACAGGUAUUUCGAGUAUUUGAUAUAUAUAUAUAUAUAUACUACUUUCAUUCGUUUAGUUUGCUUUUAGCUUUUGCUUGUUUUCAUUUGUUUUGAUUAAGUUCCAUAUCAGUUAAAUAGAAAGGUCUCAAGAAUGACACUUACUAAAUAUCAACGAGGUGAACAGAUGGAAGGCUGGAAUGAUUGUCCUUCUGUCAUGAUGAAGUUAUCCAAUAACAGUUCCAGUUCAACUUCUUUGAAUUCACUUCGAAAAAGGAGAGUUGGAUCGGGUGUUAGUAUCUAUUCUAUAAAUGACAGCUCAUCAAGUCUUAAUUCGGGUUAUCCAGCUUCAAGAACCCCAAGUCUUUCGUUAGAUAAGAUAAGAUCGGUAUCUACUACAUCCACCACCAUUUGUACCACUCCUCCACGAUCAUCAAUAUCAGCUCCUCCUCAAGAACCCAUUUCCAAACAAGAAUUAAUUUCUCAAUUAACUACCGUGUUAGAAUUACCUACAUCAAUGUCUGAACGGGAAAUAGCUCAAUAUAAAUCAAAGUUAACUUCACAGUUCGAAAUAAUAUCAAAUGACAAUCAUAUGAGAUUCAUAUCACGGAUGUUUAAGUUCAUUGAAUCAAAGACUGAUAUUGAUUCUAUUAAAAAUGAUAUUGUUCAAUAUAUGAUGAUGAAUGAAGGUACUAGUGGUUGGUGUACUCCUUUAAAGAAGAUAGUGACAAGUUUGAAAUAAAGCUUCAUACUUACUCUCUGAUGACGAUUUAUACGAUAUAAAGUAAAGUGUUAUUUAUUAUAUAUAUAAAAUAUGUAAACUAUUGAUAAUAUACACAUAAAGAUAGAAUGAAUCAUAUAUGUAAACAUAGACAAUUAUUCUCUCUUUCUUCUUCCAAUUUGGGCUUGGAAACCAGUCUUAAUGGUUGACACAGAUCUAGUUGAUCCACAAGCUUUACAACUUAAGAAAUGUAAUCUAUUAGUAGAUUCUCUCUUUAAAUCAGUAUUCAUGGAUUUACAUGUUUUACAAGUAACAUAUUCAAGAAUAUAUCUUCUUAACACUGAUUCCAUUUGUUUAGGUUGAAACUUACCCUUUAAUACUA
Molecule: messenger RNA, 1111 nt
Organism: Scheffersomyces coipomensis
Lineage: Eukaryota; Fungi; Ascomycota; Pichiomycetes; Serinales; Debaryomycetaceae
Exons: 1
Coding region: 163-750 (195 amino acids)
Source: RefSeq, a predicted model, not a curated record